GGACGUUAACUCUAAAAACUUGAAAAGCUUCACUUCCGAUGCAUCUCUCAAUAUCAAAACAAGUCCACAAAAUUUAAAAACCUCGUGACCUUCGAAGAAGAGAAGCAAAACCCAAAGCUAACAGGAAGAUAAUGACAGGUCUAGUAAUGAUGACCAAAGGAGGUGGCUGUGGUGGCGGUGCGAAGGGCGGAGCUAAAGGAGGAGGAGGAGGAGGGCUCAAGAGCUGUGAGGAGGAAGAAGAACGGCAGAACCAGAUUUCUGUCGUGGCCUUGCUUUUGGCUGCUUUGAGGAAAUCCAUGGUGUCUUGUCGUGUUGAUAGACGAGACGAAGUAAUGUCUUCUUCCACCGUUCAUCAGAUGGAAAUCGGAUGGCCGACCAACGUCAAACACAUCACCCAUGUUACAUUUGAUCGGUUCAAUGGGUUCUUGGGUCUUCCCGUUGAGUUCCAAGUCGAGAUCCCCGGUCGGGUUCCAAGUGCUAGUGCUAGUGUGUUUGGUGUCUCAGCCGAAUCAAUGCAAUGCUCGUUCGAUUCCAAAAGGAAUAGUGUCCCCACUAUACUCUUACUAAUGCAGGAGCGGCUUUAUUCACAAGGAGGCCUAAAGGCAGAAGGGAUUUUCCGGAUAAAUCCUGAAAAUAGCCAGGAGGAGCAUGUAAGAGAUCAGCUCAAUAGGGGCAUAGUGCCGGAUAAUAUCGACGUCCAUUGUCUUGCUGGCCUUAUAAAGGCUUGGUUCCGGGAACUUCCUUCAGGGGUGCUAGAUGGACUUUCCCCUGAACAGGUUCUCCAAUGCAAUACCGAAGAAGAAUCUGUCGAUCUUGUGAAGCAACUAAAGCCAACUGAAGCUGCAUUGCUCAAUUGGGCUGUUGAUCUUAUGGCGGAUGUUGUCGAGGAAGAGGAAUCGAACAAAAUGAAUGCGAGAAAUAUCGCAAUGGUUUUUGCUCCGAAUAUGACUCAGAUGUCUGAUCCAUUGACAGCUCUGAUGCAUGCUGUUCAAGUAAUGAACUUGCUCAAGACCUUGAUCAUGAGGACACUGCAGGAGCGUGAAGAGAGCGCAACAGGAGGGAGAUGUUCACCAAUGUCGUCUCACUCUUGCAAUGGCCCUACCGAUGAGGAGUUUGAUAGUAACCGAGAGAUGGAAACGAGCUGCGAACUGAAAGGACCAACAUCAGAAUACGAUAAUGCCCUUUACAAUAGCUACAGCGGAGACGAAGAUGAAGUUCAGUCAUUAGGUGAAAUAGAGGAAUGCUUCUUGAGGCAACUGGAUGAGAAUAAUAAGACCGUCACCAAUAGUCUUUUGGUGGAACCAGCUGACGAAUUGCAAAGUGAUAAUUCAAGUCCAGUUACUGUCUUACCUGAAAGAAUUUUUGCCUUGAGAAUUAGUGAUGGAAGGGACUCCGGUCAGAAGGAAGACCCAAGCACAUAAGGAUGUGGAGAUGAUAGACAAUCUAGAUUGUCACUGUCCUUGUCUAAUGCUAUCUGAUUGAUGAUGGUUCAUCCUUACAUUAUGUAAAACAAUACUUUGUUGCUCUUCGAUCAUGAUUUGCUUCUGUAAAUCGAUAAAGUUAGUGUUGUUUGAAUCAAAGGUUCAGUAAUGGGGCUGAACUUGUGUUUGUGUUUGAAA
Gossypium raimondii (Peruvian cotton) is the source of this 1619-nucleotide messenger RNA. Its product is annotated as rho GTPase-activating protein 2. The record is from RefSeq and is a predicted model, not a curated record. Gene Ontology annotation, molecular function: GTPase activator activity. Lineage: Eukaryota; Viridiplantae; Streptophyta; Magnoliopsida; Malvales; Malvaceae. Gene Ontology annotation, biological process: signal transduction.